This is a messenger RNA of Frankliniella occidentalis (western flower thrips), 707 nucleotides long. RefSeq lists its product as uncharacterized. The transcript has 3 exons. Lineage: Eukaryota; Metazoa; Arthropoda; Insecta; Thysanoptera; Thripidae. The record is from RefSeq and is a predicted model, not a curated record. Bases 378 to 707 code for a protein of 109 amino acids.
CGCGUCAUCGGAACGGACCGGGGGCUCGCGCAGAGCGCAGAGUAUCGCAUCGAUCGCCUGGCGUCACAAGUACGUCACAUGACGGUGUUUUGAAAAGGCGUUGGAAAAUACUAGACCAACAACGAUCAAUUUAGCACGUAAAUGAGCAAUAAGUAGAGGAGUGAGUUUUUUCCGGGAGGCUGCAAAUAACGAAGUGUUUCAGGCACUUCCCAAUUCAUCAAUAGGCAGGAAAGGAACGCGUAGGAGAAAGGAAGCGUACUCCGAAAACAGUGUGUCCACGCAAGCGGACCCAGAACGGCGCGGCGUCUUUCUCUACACAACCCAAAGGCACCCUACUCGUGCUCUCCUCGUUUGAGUGCGACGAGCAAGUGUACGCAAUGGCCAGCAGCUUGGCGCUGCUGACGCUGUCGGGCCGGCCGCAGGUCGCCGUGCAGGUGCUGUGCGGCGGCACGGCCUGCCGCACGGAGACGUUCCUGGACGCAGACAAGCCCGUGGUGCGCUUCGUGGCCCCCGGGCCCGGGCCCCUCGUCGUCCGGCUCCACAACGGUGGCGUGGAGAACGGCGUGGUGCUGACGCUCCAGCGCGCCCAGGUGUGCCCGGCGCGCCCCGACGACAUGCCCCAACCAUCUGUGGUCGCGAGCGACAUCCUCCUCACCCACGGGACAAGGCAAGUCCGCGGACGAGGGGAGGACAUGUCCUGUCUGUGA